AUGAAAGGUUUAUUUGCAAUUAACAAACCUCGUGGAAAAACAUCCGCUGACCUUUUAAACACACUCAAAAAAGCCCUCGGUAAAAAACCUGGAGUUUCAAGGUCAAACAUAAAAUUAGGCCACGGUGGUACUUUAGAUCCAUUAGCAACUGGCGUACUAGUCGUCGGUGUUAAUGGUGGCUGUAAGGAAUUGUCGAAAUAUUUAAAAUGCAAUAAGGUUUAUUCUUCGGUUGGUUUACUUGGUUAUUCGACAGACACUUAUGAUUCCGAAGGACAAGUAAUUGGAACUGGACCUACUUCACAUAUUACUAAAGAAAUGUUGGUAAAAUUAUUACCACAAUUUACAGGAGAAAUAAUGCAAAUUCCACCCUUGUAUUCUGCACUGAAAAUGAAUGGUCAACGUCUUUGUGAUUACGCUCGAAAGGGCAUUGAACCGCCAAAAAAAAUAGAAGCUCGGAAGGUCAAGAUUCACUCAUUGUCACUAUUGAACUUCACCACUAAACACAAUUAUCGACCACCGGAGAGGGAUUUUCAUGAGACUGAACGAGAAGCUUCUUUGAACUUCCCAGUAUUUAAAAUACAAAUUGAAUGUGGAGGAGGAACUUAUAUUCGAUCAUUAGUUCACGACAUUGGAAGAGGACUUAAUAGUGAAGCACAUGUUGUAGAAUUAGAAAGGUUGCAACAAGGGGAUUUUAAAUUAGGAGUAAAUACUAUCGAAUGGAAUGAUUGUUUAAAUGUAGAUAGUAUCACUGAGGCUUUAGAAAAGUACAAUCAGACGCUUUUUAAUGAAAAGUCGUGA
Molecule: messenger RNA, 798 nt
Organism: Acaulospora morrowiae
Lineage: Eukaryota; Fungi; Glomeromycota; Glomeromycetes; Diversisporales; Acaulosporaceae
Source: the annotation of a GenBank genome assembly